Molecule: messenger RNA, 309 nt
Organism: Fulvia fulva
Lineage: Eukaryota; Fungi; Ascomycota; Dothideomycetes; Mycosphaerellales; Mycosphaerellaceae
Exons: 1
Coding region: 1-309 (102 amino acids)
Source: RefSeq, a predicted model, not a curated record
AUGUCUACUCCCACCAACACCAACACCUCCAACAUCCUCUCCUCCGACUCGACUCCCCCAGCCCACCUCUCGCAAUACUGGUUCAAGAACUUCAACGGCCGAUACGUCCCCGUCAACGAAAACGACCCCAAGGACGUCGCAGAGUUCCCGAUGCAAAUGACUCCGACCGAUUUGCCACUCUACAAUUUCCACGCUGACCUAUCUCCAGAGCCGCGGUACCGGCCUUUCACGCGGGAGUUUCUGGAUGCGGUCGAGGAGACUAUUCGACGGGAGAGGCCGUGGUAUGGGGAGGUUAGGGUGCAGGGGUAA